Lolium rigidum is the source of this 570-nucleotide messenger RNA. RefSeq names its product phosphatidylinositol N-acetylglucosaminyltransferase subunit Y-like. The transcript is spliced from 2 exons. The record is from RefSeq and is a predicted model, not a curated record. The coding region runs from base 35 to 274 and encodes 79 amino acids. NCBI's taxonomy places the organism in Eukaryota, Viridiplantae, Streptophyta, Magnoliopsida, Poales, Poaceae.
ACGUCAAAUCAAGCAGGGUUCAGACCGGUCCGUCAUGGCUCUCGCUGCGAACCGUGCCAUGGGAUUCGCCCUGGUUGCGGUCGGCAUCACGCUCCUCGCCGGUUUCCUUUAUGCCGCCGUCCUCUCCAAGGCGCUUCCACCGCCGGACAACUGGUUCCUGCUUGCCAUUCGAAAUGACAGGUACUACUGCUUGCUUGUGCCCCUGACGGUCCCGGUGAUAAUCGUGGCUGUGUACCUGCACUGGAUGAGCAUGAAGAUGUUCAAGCAUGCCUGAGGACUAAUCAAGCGCAAGGAAGUCAUCCUAGUUCAUGACUCUGAAAGGCUGCAAUAUGUAUUUUUAGAGACACUAGACGUUUUUCCCCCCUUCUUCCUUGAGAGAAACUAGGCUACAUCUUACUAUAACACCGAGGUGUAAAUGUGUACUCGCUUUGCUGCCAUCAUUUGGUAACAUUGACUAGCAAUUCCUCUAAUUUGGCCAACGUUUGGUAACAUUUGCAACCAAUUGCUCUGCCAAAAAAGCAGAGAGCAAAUAAAACACUGGUACGCCAAAGUCACGGGACUCUUUACAGA